UAAUUCAUGUCAUGAAAAACUUUAAGAAAUGCUACAACGGGUUCAAUACCCUCUUUAUAUAAGUACUAAUCGUAAAGUACCGCGGUUAUUCGCUAAAUCGUACAUACGUGAAAUAAACAGACAAAACUUAACUCCGCCUCCUUCAUUAAACUUGGUGACAAAAUCUCGAUGUUCAAAUCCUGACGACGAUAUUAAAGUAUGCUCAUUAUAUGAGUAUAAGUGACGUGCCGCGUGUGGAAGUAGGAAAUUAACGACCAAUGGAACCGUCGAAGGCGGUCUUACUUGUCCAGCCACCUUGAUUUCUAAGCCCACUUAGCUUACUAUCGCUCAGGUUCUUCGCAUACGCGCAUCUGCGGCUCUUAUUGUUUGUUUUUUUUAUCAAUAGAAUUGACACAACUAUCCGUCCGCGAUUCGAGCGCGCAUUAAUAUUUCUAACGUUUUGAUUUUACCGAUUUUAAUAGAACUGUGUUGUUUUAGAACGUUUUAUGUUUUUGUGAAUCUACAGUUUUUUGGUGCUACGUCGUUUUUUGAUUGAUUGCAAAGCAGUAAAUGCGGAGGUCCUAAUUGGAAUCUUAAUGCUCCAUAUUAAAUAUAACGAAUUCAAAAUUUAGGAAAAAAACGGAAAUGACCAUAGUAUAACACCGCUAAUCAAAGAGCCUACGAACGGAGUAAAAGAAAUGACCGCACCUGAGUAUUUUCUUCGAUGGAAUGACCAUCAAAGCUUUUUAGUGGCGGCUUUCGAAGCACUAUUACAAACUGAAACUUUGGUAGAUGUAACUUUAGUAUGUGAUGGAUUGUCAACUAGAGCUCACAAAGUAGUAUUGGGUGCUUGCUCGCCAUUAUUCCAACAACUUUUCACCGAGAAUCCUUGUAAACAUCCAAUUAUCGUUUUCAAAGAUUUCACCAAUUGGGAAAUAAAGGCGAUCAUCGAAUUUAUGUAUAGAGGAGAGAUAUGCGUGAGGCAAGAACAGUUGCCGUGUUUGAUAAAAGCUGCCGAGAAUCUUCAGGUACAAGGAUUAACUCCACAAAAUCAAUUAAAUAAGAAGAGUAAAUUUUUCAUUAAUCAAACACCAACGCCUGCUACGUCUCCAAAUGAAGAUUUUGAUACUAUUUAUCUUCACACCGGAAGGUGCCCAAGUACGGUAGUAACUGUCCAGAGUCCCACGGAACAACCAAUUUCCCUUUCUUCUUGUCACUCUCAAACAAAUCUCGAAUCUUCUGUCAGACUUCCACAUAUGUCUCGACUUCCGUUCCCUCACGGUCUACCACGACCCGAAUGCCACUCACCAGUACCUAGAAGAAAACAAGCUCGACCUCGAAGACGAUCGGGAGAUCAACCUCAAGAUCUUUCGAUUCCAUCAUCUAAAUCGAAUUCUCCUUCUGUUGCUACUACCUCUGCUGCUAGUUCUACAGCUACUGCUACCACCACUGCAACUGCUACCGCUGCCGCUGUAUCUGUUACGGUUGUUGAAGAAGAAACUGCGGAGAAUCUUUGUAUAAAAAGACCGAAAGAACCUAGGAGAGAAGUGAAAAAAGAAAAGUCUAGGUCACCGGAAACGAGUAUUGGAAGUCCUGAAAUGGAUCUGAGUUUGCCCAGCACCAAGGAUUUUCGAACGUCUCCAAUUAAUAUGCACCACCCUGUAAUGAACCUCAAACAAGAAAUCGACAGUCAUUCACCUUUACCCUUCCCGCCCAUGCCGUCUAUUUCUGCGUUAACCAUGACACAGCCUCACAGUAAAUUUUUUGGACUCGACUCUCCCUUGGGAUUAUUUCCUCCUGUACUUGAAAGCUGUAGAAAUCCUUUAUUUGACAUACCAGAUCCAAGAUCAAUACCUGAUCAACAUACGUUGGCCAAAAAGAAAAUGGGAAGACCAAAAGGUCAGCACUCAGCGCCUAGAGGAGGUCCACCAAGAUCAUGGACAAAUGGUGAACUAACUGAAGCCCUCCAACAAGUAUGGAAUAAAAAAAUGACCACUAGCCAAGCCUCAAGGAUAUUUGGAAUUCCAUAUAAUUCUCUUCUAAUGUAUGUUAGAGGAAAAUAUGGUAAAAGCCUUAAAUUAGAACAACUACGAAAAGACUGCAUGGGAAGUCCGAACAAUUCAAUGGAUAUCAUGAAUAUUGGAGGUAACACCAACAAUAGCAUUCCUGGUAAAAGUGAUAGUAAACCUGAACAAAUCCAGCCUAAUACUAGGCCGCCCAGUACGGAAGAUCAACAGUUGCCUCCACCAACAAUGUUCAAUCCCUUCCCUCACAGUUUCUUUCCCGACUUCGGAUCAGGGUUUCCGCUACCAGUAAGUAUGUUACACUUGCUGCCGCAAAGUGAAAAAAACAGAACAGAUCACUUCGCACAACAAUCGAUGGAAGAGGAUAAUAAAGAUAGAGCAAAAGGUGUAAACGAAGAAAUGCAACAAGAUAUAUUCCGACCAUCAUCGCUCUUAGAUAGGCGUGAACUAGUACAACAAAACGGGCAGGACUAGAGCUAGUACAAUAUAAUAUAUAAAGAUUAAUCGUCCAAAUCAAAACUAUAUGAUAGAUUGAUCCAGUAGGUACUGAAUAUUUCUUCAUCAUAUACCCUGUUAAUAUAAAUUGAAUUAUUUAGGGUUCAUACAAAAUGCUACCAUUACAAUUUGUUCAUUUACCUUCAAAUCAUAUAAAGUAGCGUAGUAUUCCACUACAAACCUCUUUAUAUAGUUUUUCAAUCAAAACCGUCCUUAUUAUGAGGUUACUUUGACUUGUUUUCAGUUUAAUCAUAACAGAACUUGAUCUAGAUAUUUCAAAACCUUUUUUGCAAUGAUUUUAAAUUUAAUAUUUGAAUAAUUAUAAAGCCUGUACAUGGAAAAUAAUAAAAUAUGUUUUUAUUAUUAUAUAUAUAGUCUCAAACUUUCCUUUCGACCCUCUAGCGCUCAAAACCACCAAUUAAAAAACUGUAAAUGGCUACAAUGUGAAGUACCACAUAUUUUUUUCAUAAUUUGAACAAAACCUGGAAUAUUUCGAGGUGAAAAUUUUAAUUGGAUUACCAGAUAUAGAUCCAACAGAUUAUGUUACAAGAUUUUCUUGAGAGAUCUGUAAUUUUUUGCCAAAUAUUGCACUGAUUUAGACAGUAAUGUUCUGUAAUUACAAUUCCAGUCAAUCACUGCUGUGUGGCACUACCUGGGUCUUUGAUAUAUCACAAAUUCUGAACUAAUUGGGUCAAAUGGUAAUCUUGACAUAAGAUCAAAGGUCUUAUAGUCUCUAUUAGACUGUUUUAAAAACAUCGACUAUUUUUUCUUAUUAAUAUUGAAAAUAUUGUUUGAAAGAACGAAAAAAAAAUCCUGAAAAAUUUAGAGAUGUUGAUAUUAAUAUUAAAAGGUUUUUUCUAGCUUUAGAAUUCAUUAACUCUUUAACAAGUUAUCGAACUAGUUGAGUCAGAACAAAUUUUUGUAGAGACUUGAACGCUCUACACAAAAAUAUUCUUAUAAUGUUUUGAUAUAUUUACUUUUUCAAAAAGUUAUUUAAUGUUAAAUAUGGAUUGAUUUGAAAUUCUUACAUUUUUCUAGUUUUCCGACGCAACCAUCAACUUUAUGAUAAAAUUUAAUAGGACUUUUUUAUAGAACAUCUAAUUUUCUAUAACUUACCUUUCAAAAAAUUUUUAAUAUUUCUACAGGUCGUAAGUUAUUUGUAAAAAAACAAAAAUUUUCUUAAAAAGUUGUCAUUUGAAUGCUUAAAAUUAAUUAUAUUAAAUAAAUAAAUUUUCAACCUAAAAAUUGAAUGUUUAUUAUAGUCAAAGCAAUUUACAUCGUUUCACUAAAAAAUUUCCCUAACAAUUAGGCACUUUUUUCUGUAUUGACUUAGAACUUAGAAUAAGUAUCGUAAUUGUUUUUCAUUUUUAGUGGAAUACUUAUUUUAUUGUUCAAUUAAUGCUACACCAAGCUCCGCGACAUCAAUUACGACUGUUAAUUCUGUAAAACAUCGCACACACUCUUCAAAACUUCCAUCACUAGCCCAAGAAUUUACAUCUUCCUCGAUGAAUUCAGAAGGCAAAUCAAAAUCUUUGAAAAUAGACGGAGAAUCUAUAGACACAAAGUCUAAUAUUGCAUUUAACUUGGAUGUUUUUACUUCAAAUUUCCUUGCCUUAAUUUUCUUCUACUUCAUCAUCAAACAAGGAAAUUAUGGCUAGCGUUUCAGUUAAAUACCUAUUUUGACUGGCUUGGUGGCGAUCGACGUGGUUGUUUGAUGUUAAGAACUGAUUAGUUUUUGGAAUCGGUCGGCAAAGCCGUUUAAAAGUUAUUCCAAAAAAAACCACAUUUAGUAGUUUUUUUAAGAUUUCUCAAAAUCGGUUCAAACCGUAGUCAAAAUCUAACUUCAGUCAAGCCCUUUCGAAUGGCGUCAACCGCGAUUAAAUCGGUCAAGCCUUUCAAAAGUUAUAGGUUUUUAGUUUUUUGCAAAUAACUUAAGAUCUGUGAUAACUAUCGAAAUUUUCUCAAAAAAUAAAUUAUAGGAAAUUAAAUGUUCUAAAAAAAAGUCCCAUCGAAUAUUCUCAUAAAGUUGUUGGUUGCGUCGGAAAAUUAGAAAAAUGUCAAAAUUUUUAAUUAAUCCAUAUUUAGCGUUAAAUGACUUUUGAAAAAGUAAGUAUAUUAAAAAAUUAUAAUCUUUUUUUGUAAAACGUUCAAUUCUCGAUAAAAAUAUGUUCUAACUUAAUUAGUCCGAUGACUUGUUAAAGAGAAAAAAAAUUUCCCAAUUCAAUCAAAUGGGAAAUUGAAAUUUUCGAAAUUUUUCAAUAUUAAAAUAAAAAAAAAUCGAUUUUUUUAACAGUCCAGUCUCUAUAUAUGUGCUUUAAUAGUUCUGGACAAUAUUUUCAACUAUUUUAAAAAAUCUUGUUCAAAUAAAACUCAAUUUCAAUGUCUUUUUGGCCUUAUAAAAUAAUAUCAAAUUGCACAAACAGUUUUGAAAUUUUAUUCUUUAUGUUAAAAAUUAGUUAUAUAUCUGCUUAAAUAUAAUUUCGCUCUUUUACAAAAUCACUAAUGAUGUCAAAUGAAAUAUUUCUCAUGGUUUUGAUGACAAAAAGAAAUGAAACGAACCUUCAACAGUUUUGCAUAUAUUUUCUCUUCCAUACUAAACUGGCUCAAUUUAUCAAAGUUAUAAAAUAAUGAGGGCAAUAUUAGAAAAUAUAUAUUGAGUAGAAAUUUGUAAAAAGGAUAUGGCGAUAAAAUGGGUCUUCAUAAGAGGGACCGUUCUGUUAUUGACUUGAUUAUGUUUUUUUUGUGAACCACAAAGAUCAAUUUGUGGUAUUGUUGGUUGAUGUUUAUUGAUUAGAAUAAGCUGUCGUGCUUCCUGAUUUUCAGAUGGGUGUUUAAAAAUUUAUUCACAGAGCUAUUUGCUAAUAUCCCAAAUAAUAUAAAAUAUCCAAUCUUAUAAUUGACAGUUAUCACAAACCAGCAGUACAAAAUACUGAGAGCCAAUUCAAUAUUUUCAUUCUAUCCACAUGAUAAAUAAGAUUCUAUAUAUUUACAAAUUAAGGAUUAUGUCAAUAGAGUCCUUCCACAUUUUCUAUAUUUUCUAUUAAUCAACUAAUUUCUACCUAAAUAUGUUUUCAUUAUUAAAACAACGUGUGAAAUUGAGAUGAAAUAAUAAUUUUUUUGUUGUAUAAAUAUCCGAAAAUUUCAUCUUAUUAACCUCAUUCAAUUUUUUUCAGUUUAAGUCUCGAAGUUACUCAACAAUUAUGUUUCUCAUCAACAUUUCUGUUACCUCUACUCCAUUUGCUCAAACUCUUUUCUUGAUAGUCUAUUUUAAAAAUUUCUCUGGUUUCAUUACAAAUUUCUACCCACUAAACGACAAACAAUCUCAAGAUUAGAUGUUACGUUGGAAAUUUAAUUAGACCCCUGUCGAGUCUCCCGUGGAUCUAGAGCCUUCUUCUCUUAUACACAUAAUAAUUGUACAAUAUGAGGUUAUGUCGAACAAUUUGAAUAAGACAUUCUAAAGCUGCAAAAAUAAGUAUUGAACUGAAUCUAUCGACAUAUACAUAAAUGUAUAUUCAUUAUCAGAAGCUUAUAUUGUCACAUUUUAAUAAAAAACACAUUGUUUUCUUCUAACAUUCCAAUAUCCAAUUACUACCUUUGUGACUUUUACUUGCUUUUCGAUUCAAUAAUAUCACAAACUUUAAAUUUCUGUAUCUGCAACUACCUCCCACUAAAUUUUUUACACACUUCUAGUUACUCUAUCUAUAAUGGUGUUCCACUAUACCGUAUGUUUCUGAGAAAACAAACCAUAGGAUUUCCCAAGGUUACUAGAAUAAUAGAAGGUUUGUGACAUGCGCAUGCUUUUGUAAACAAACGAUCAGCUGCUAGAACACCAGCUACGUCAUUAUGUUUACAAUUUUGUUUAUAUUUUUAUGUCAAACAGAACCUCACUAACAUUAUGUUCCAGUUAUGAGGAUGUGUGUUAUCUCUUGCUGAUCUGGCUAUACAAACGAAUAUAUUUCUAACUAACGAAUUUAUUGAGCUGUCACUUGUCUAUUGCGCAUCUUGUUAUUGUCACAAACCUUCUAUUAUUCUAAUAACCUUGGGAUUUCCCAUGUUACCAUGUAAGUUCCAUGUUAUCUUCGAGUUGCCUACCUGCGCGGUCGACCUUCUCGCUCCGGGGGGGCGGUUGACCGCCGACCUUUUUGGGGUCAGUCUUUUUACCUCGAUUUUAUUGUUGAUAUGUUAAAUAACAAUAUAUUUGUUCAUUUUUUAUAUUUUUGCUAUUUUAAUAAAUGUUUUGAAAUUAUAUUUAUUUUGGUUUUUGAAUAAAAAAAACUUUAACAAAUGACAGGACUGAUUAAUAGCUUGAAAUUGUUUGACGCUAUUUGACUGAAUUUUCAUUUUGUUAAUUUUUCAUGUUCUUUUGUUUUAUCUAGCUGGAACUUUCUAAUUUUAUAACAAAAAUUGUUUUGUUAAUGAAAAAAUUUACUAAUAGCAUUUUAUGACAAAAUAUUUAUUAAACACUAAAUGAAGAACAUUAAAAUAAAUAGUACUUUUGAAAUCAAAGCUUUUAAACCAUUUUAAACAUAAUUUUUGGUUAAGAGGACCAGAAGGUGUUUCACAUUUUUUUUAGAACACUAGGUGCCCGAGAACGAUUUUUAAACUACAUAAAAAAAACAGUUUCAAGCUAUUAAUCAGACCUGUAAUUUGUUAAAGUUGUUCGAUAUUUUUCAUUCAAAAACCAAAAUAAAUGUAAUUUCAUAGCGUUUAAUAAAAUAGCAUUACAGCGAUAAAAAAUGAUGAACAAAAAAAAAUGUUAUUUGAUGUAACAACAAUAAAAUUCAGGUAGAAAGACUGACCUGAAAAGGUCGGAGGUUUACCGCCCCCCAGAGCGAGAAAGUAGGCGACCCCUUAAAUGGUAACAUGGGAAAUCCUAUGGCCGGUUUCCUCAGAAACAUACUGUAUAUGUUUUCAAUGUGUCUUUUUAUUUUCAUUUUCAUUAAUUCAAAGAUCGCUGUGUAUAUUUUUGUAUUUGUGUUUGUACUAAUAAUUUCAUAGAUAAAUAACUACAAAACAAAACACAAUUAAUACACAAAUAGAAUAAUAAAAAAUAGUAUAAACACAAAUAAUUGCAGAUAUCGUUUUAAGAUGUCCUUAUGGAAUCCUUUGAGCAAUUUCAAACAUCCUGUCGUUAUCUCCUCCUAAGAAUGAACCUGAAUACUAAAAAGCUGCUACUGCAUGGUAUUCGGUUUGUUUUAUAUUGAAUUUUCUUCGUCAACAUUUAUUUAUGGAUGCAAACAUUUUUAAGCUUGAAUUAUCAAUUUUAUUAACAUAUCUGAGAUCUCUAUAUCGUCUUGUUAGUUCUGUAUAUUUUGUUAUUAUGGUACCUUUUGUGGACAUUUUAUCUAUUUGUUUUACUCCUUUAUCAAAUUGAAAUUCUUGUGUCAUCAUUUCUACCGAUUACCGAUCAUUUUUUAUUACUGUUGUCAUUUGACUCGGUAUCCUUCGUUUUUGUAAUUAUCUUCUAUAACUGCACAGUCAAAAACUCUUUUGAUACAUACUUUUUACCCUGAAUAUUUUCACCUAACUUUGGUUGGUUUUCGAACUUACAUCUUUUCUCUUAAAUUGUAGUUUAAAAUGAACUAUCUGUUGCAGUCCAUUAAUUUCGUACUCCCACAAUGUUCUUAUUAUAACAUAAUUUAUGAAAACGAAACUUAUUCAAUAUACAGAAUGAGUUUUAUCUAUGGAACACCUCAAUUAUCUCGGAAACGGCUUGUACGAUUUUUUAUAUGAUAUUUAGAUGGCUACGAUUGAAUAAACUCGUUUAAUUUAAAUAUCCUAUAAAAAUUCAGGUGUUAAUACACAUCUCGUAACAUUUUUCCAUCAUUAGGUCUGCAAACUCUUCAGGUCUAUCAAAAUCGUCAUCUGACAACUCUUGAACCAACUUUACUUUAUAUGGAUGGAAUUUAUUAUCUCGUAAAAUUUUCUUAAAGGACGUGUGCGAUAUAUCAAAUUUCCUGGAUAGUACUCAAAUGUGGAUCGUCUUUUAACAGGACAUAUAGGUUUUCUUCUAUAAAUGAUGUUUCUCAAGUGACCCCACAGGAAAUUGUCUAAAGGAUUCAUGUCGGUUGAUCGCGGGGGCCAUUCCAUAAAACCACGCCUUCUAAUUCAUCUUCUAGGUAUUGCUUCACCAAACACCCCGUCAGUUUUUCGGGAAAUUGGGUGUGGGAUUCACGCAUCCAACAAGGAUUGUUACGUGAACAGUUUCUACAAUUAUGUCAGGUUACGUUUCCAUUAAUACAAAAAGUGGCCUCAUCGUAAAACAUAACAUUACAAAAAAUUUUGGAUGGUUUUGAUUGCAACAUUUUCCCUUAAUAAGGUCUACAAACUCUUCACUUCUAUCUAAAUCGUCAUCUGACAAGUCUUGAACCAGCGUUACUUUGUAUGGAUGGAUCAUGUAAAAUUCUCAUUACCGAUGUUAGCAAAAUAUUCCUGGAUAUUUGUCACUCAAGUGUAGAUCGUUUAACAGGACACAAACAUCUAUUGAUUUGUUUUCAGUUGAUGCAGUUUUUCUACGCCCUAGUUUGGAUAAAUCUUUCACUGAACCAGUUUCGUUAAACUUUUUUACUAAUUUACUGACAGUAGAUCUUGUGAGGGGUUUCGGUUAGUUCGUUUUACUAUUUGAAAUAUUUGAAUCUAAUAUUUUACAUAUUAAGGGGAAUGAAUAUUUUUGAUUGAAUGAGUUUAAAAUAAGAAUAAACACUGUCAACUUUUUUGAAUGUGUAUGGUAUAUUAAUAUUAUUAAGGGAAAUUGGCAAAUACUUCUGGGAUAUUUUAACACCUUUAAUUUUCCGGUAUUAAUCGAAAGAGUUUUUCAAAUUCCGAGACGAAAUGUACAUAUAACUUCAUUUUAAAAUAUAAUGAUAUCUUCUCUCGGAAUUUGUCGUAUUAUAAGACUGAUAUAUCAUAUUGCCAACGUUCCAACAUAGAUAUUUUUUAAUCUACAACAUUUUUCUUUUACUAAUACCACUUUACACAGUUCCUCAGAUAUACAGAUUUUUUACCAAAUAUAUACUCAAUAUUCUAUAUUAUACAAAGGUUUUUUGUUCACUCCUCCAUAUUAUCUCGAUGCAGUAGAAAAUUCUCCACCAUUCUUUAGAAUCUCAAAAUGUCAAACGUUUUAUUGAAAAGAAGGAAAAAAUUCUUUGUAUAAUGAAAGUUUUCUAAUUUCGUUUAACAUAAAUAUUUUGAUAUAAAUAUACCGUGAAUCUACAUAAAUACGUUUAAUUAAAUAAAGCUAAAUUCAAAAAUUAUUUGAUUUGUUUUUCUAGCAUUAAGCAAUUUUCUAUUUCUGACUUAUCCUAUACAAAAAGUUAUAGAAAAUAAAUUUAAAUUAUCGUCUCAAGACAUUCAUAAUACUUAAUUAGUACCUAGAAAAAUAGAUUUCAGUGAGCCCAUGUUUAUAUGUUUUAUUGACCAAACAAAAGCUUUUGAUAGAGUACGUUUAAGAGACCUGACAAAUAUUAUAGAAAAAAAAAUAAUACAAAUCAUAAAUUUUCAAAUAUUUUUAUAGAAUUGAAUACAGGACAUUUAUCGUUAAUCAAAACCAAAAUAGGUCUCUCCAAAGAACUACCAAUUAUGGAUCGGGAUAUGACAAGAACACAGCUUUAGUCAUAACUCAAUUGGUAUAACUUAAAAUCAUACAAAGCGUCAACAUGGUCAACGUAGCUUCCAGAAUGGGAGAUUAAUUGUUCAGAAUGUUAUGAGAUGCGGAUGAUGGAGUACUAGUGGCAGUUGAUGAAGAUGAUUUACAGCGCGAUGAAGACAACGACAGAGAAAAAUAAUAUGAGAAUUUAGGCUGAGAAGACAAAUCAAUGGUUAGGCAUGUUUGACAUAAAGGCGCCGUUUCUUUUGUUAGAAAAUGUUAUGCGCGUGUGCAGGGCCGGAUUAAAAUGUAUAAGGCCCGGGGCUAAAAUAAUGAGCGGCCCCCUUAACGAAUUCGGAAACCCGAAAGAAUAAUAUCAAUACGUUAGAUUUCUGGUAUCAACACAAUACAGAUUGUUUUCCAAAUGUUGGGGCCCUUUUGGAUCCGGAGCCCGGUGCUAUAGCCCCCCAAGCCCCUAGCUUAAUCCCACUCAGCACGUGUGUCCAAUUUUUAGACGAUUAAGGAUUACUUGUUUUCUUCUUUUUUGAGUAAUGGCAGUUUGGUUUUAAUUUCAGGUAUUAUUUGUUUUAGUUUUGUUUCGGCUUCUUUCCAGAUUGAUUGCCAUUUAAAAGCUGUGUCUCUAUUUUUUAGUAAGUCGUAUAAUCUUUUAGGUAAACGUUUGUAUUAUUUUUUAGAUGGGUUUUUUGAAAGUAAAGUAUUAAAGAGAGAAUAAUUCAUUUAGGAGUAGUUUUAUUUGUUCGUGAUGGCACCAAAAGUCGUUUAAAUUCCUUUGAUCAAUAAUCUGUAGUUGAGAUGUUGAUAGUAAAUAAUUUUUUCUUAAGUCUUGUGAUAUUUUUUUUAAGGUUUUAUUUUGUAUGUUUUUAUAGAUAAAAUUGAGAAUUUCGAGUAAUUCGUUUGAAUAAUCUGGUGCGAUUAUUUCAGGGUUUGCAGCAUUAAUAGUGUUUUGAAAAAAAUCUCAUUGAAAUUUAAAACAAAAGGUGGGCUUCGGUUUUCAAUCAAAUAUUUAAUUGUCUUUAGUAAGGGGGUCAGAUCUUCACUAGUUUCCUUAUAUUUUUUUGGUUUCUUUUUGAUUUGUGUUUAGUAGGUUGAGCGAAAGUGAUGGGGGGGCUAUCAAAAUAUUCAGGUGAUGUUGAAAUUUUUCUUUUUGUAGUGAUAGGAGUGUUGGUGCUUGAAUUUAGUGUAUUCCGUCUUAAUGCAAAACUUGACGACAUUUGACGAGGUCGUUGUUGUGGGUGUUUGAGGUGUGGUAGGAACUUUUGGGAUAUUUUUGAUGAUUGAAGCUGAAUAUUCUCUGUUGUCGUCUCUGGUGUGGCUUCUAUUAUGUUCUCUGUUUCUUCUGUAGCAAUUAUUCAUUCUGUCAGAAUCAUUUCUUCUGUAGUGGUAUGUGUGUCUCUUUGUUUCAAACAGGCGGAUUAUUCAUGACCUGUGGAUUUGCAUGUGGAGCAAUUCAAUCCUUCGAUUGAAAGAAAUAAUCAGUAGGUGGUUUUAUCGUUUGUUAACACAAAAGAUUCUGAAAUAGAUUUUCAAUGGAAAAGAUAACAAUUUGUCUUCGAAAGCUUAAUACGUGGCUAUAAUAUGCUUUAGGCCUAUUCCUACUUUUAGGAAUGUCUUUUUUGAUACUGUUUUUAUUCCCAUAUUUUGGAUUUUUUCUUCGAUUUGUGAAUUGGGUAUUGUUGGGCAUACGUUUGAUAUAACAAAUAUACAUUCGGUAUCGGUUUCAUUUAUUUUGAUUGAUUUAUCGUGUGGGAUUAGGUAAUCAACUGUUGUUUUGGAGGAGAGGUAGAUACAAAUUCUGUUGGAACUAUGGAUCCAACACCUACAAUGUAGUCGUGAAUUUUGACUCCAUUAUUUAUGGGUGGCUAGUAUGUUGGAGAAUUUUCUAAGGCCGACUCUGUCCCUGGUUAAUUUCCGUCAAUUAGGACAGGUUCCGAAAAAACCCGUCGAAAAUCCCUCGCAAUGAAACCAGAUCUAAAAAGGUAAAAUACUUGUAGAUCUAAUACACACUGUGAUUAUCCGUGAUCACUGGAUGGUCACUGCAAUUAGGUUAAGAUAGACAUAAGAUGAUUUGUUUUCAAUUUUAAUAAAAGCUUUCAUAAAUUAAACAAGACCGAAUUGAACGUGGUAUUAUCAACCAAAUUCAGGACCGGCCUUCUUGGAAGAAUUUCUUUGUACUAAAUAAAGCAAAUUAUUUUUAAUGUUUUACAGUCUUAAUGUCAUUCGGAUUUUUCCACUUUUCAGCAAUUUGACAUAUACGUAAGAUUGUUUUGAGGCUGAUAUUCUACUGCACUUGAUAAUAUGACUUACUUUCAACUGCGAUACUUGUGAUUUUUUAUGAACAGUUUGUACAGUAUACAGAUUAUAUAUAGCUACAGUAAUUUGUUCGACAGAUAUAUUUUUGAUCUCGUAAGAUCCCGGCUUUUCAGUAUUUUUAUAAUAAUUACAAUAACAAUAUGGUUACAGAUAUGAACUUUUUAUAAUAUUACCAUUUACAGAUUUAAAUAUAUUAUGACUAAUAACUUUACAGUUGGAACAGACUGAAAUUUGCGUUGUUUUCUGAAUAUAUAUAUAUAUAUAUAUAUAGAAGUAUUUUUUUCCCGGCAUUGAAACAGUUUUCAGUUGUGUUUAUUGAAUAUUUGGCAAAAUGAUUCGAGAAGAAGCGGAUUACCGGACUAAUCAGCCUUUUUAGAAAAACAAAUAGUUAAUGCUCCAAUUUACAAUUACUAUCUAUAAACCUCAUCUAAAAUAAGCGUAUUGAAUUAAAUUUCCUUCGCCAUAUCACGUGAAUAAUGACAAAUAUUAUAAAAGCGCUGCAAUCAAUCACAUUAAAUGUUAAUUUUUUCACUCACUGAAAAUAGAAUUAUUGUAUUCCAAAAUUGAAUAGAAAAGGAGGGCAAAAUGUGAGAAAAAUUUAAUAAUACAUGAAAUGAAGAAGAAAAGAAUCAUAUUUUUACCUUGAAUGAAACGAAUUUAUAACUGAUGUAUUAUGUACAAGAAAAUACCAUAUUUUCAACCCAACAAAGAUAAUUAACGACUCAUUGCAUCAUGAAAUAUGGAAACGAGAUCAAAACAUUUGCUCUGAUGUAAUUUGAUCAAUCUAUGCCAUCUUGUAAUGGAUUAGUAGAUGCACAACUACUUCAUCAAAGUAUUCAUAUCCAACAGUAACCAAUUCGAUAUUUGCAGGUUCUAUUUAAUUGUCCUUUAUUUCUAAUCGUCGUCAAAAGUCAAAAAGCCAUAUAAUUAACAACCAUAAUAUUUUCCACAAAAUAGCAAUAAAAAACUGAGGAGAUUCGACAUAUUCCUUUCAGAACGAGGUUAUCACUGCUGGUUUGAAGAUCUGCAAUGGCAGCAUGUCACUUUUCCAUGGUUUCAAUAACUAUUCAUACGCAUAUAUAAAAUGUUGAAUUGUGAAUUUAUACGUAAUAUAUAGAUCUUUUUAACUCGCUUAAUAAACUAAUUUGAUAUUUUUCAUGAAACCAAGGAACACUGGAAAGUGAAAGGCGACUCUAUCUAGUAAUCUAUCUAGUAAACGUUCCUUCACAUUUCAAAAAAUUAUGUUCUAAAUGUCACUUUUCUUAUUCUAAAUCUUCUAUGCUGUUUUUUAGAGUAAUUAAUGGGACUAUUGAAUCCCAUUUCAAUAAAUAUAAAAGAGUUUUGGUUACACUCAGUGUUUCCUCUUUCCAUUAUCGUCCAAAAUUUUUAUUUAAUUCGGCAGUUGUUUCCAUGCUUGCAGAUCCUGUGUGACCUUUUCGGCAUGAUGCAGUCACAUAUUUAUCAAGGAUUUUGUUUGGUCUACCCAGUCUAGUUGGAGAUCUACCUCUUGCCUUCUACUUUCCCUUCUAUGAUCAAUCGUUCCAUUGUUCCUGAUCCUCUAGCUGUAUGUCCCAGGUACUGCAGCUACAUGCAGUUUAUUCUGGUUAGCAGCCUUGUACGUGGACCAAUUUCUUGUAAUACGGAUACGUUGGUUCGGUAUCCUGUCCAUGAUACUCGUAAGAGGUUUUUAUCUGCGUUGUUUAAAGUCAACGUUUCAACUAGACGGACUUUCGUUGUUUUCGUAAUAGUUUUGUCUUUCUAUAUUUUAUUUAACUUGGUAGUCGAUGAUUUUGCCUUUCCCAGUGCUGCUUAUUAAGGAACCAAGAUAGUUGAAAUUGUUUACUACUUCGUAGCUGCAAUUUCUGAUGUUUGUGGAGAAUUGUUGUCUUGUCUAUCAACUAUCAUCAUUUUCGUUUUGGAUUUAUUUAUUUUUAAGCCAUACUUUUCGCUGAUAACAGGCAGUCUAGUCAUAAUUUCUGUUAUUGCUUGUAUGGUUGACGGCUAUGAUCAGUUUGCCAUUGGCGUAGUGCAGGUUCCUCCUUCCUCCAAUUGAUAUUCCGUCUUGUCCCUCAUCUAGAACCUCUCUCUUGACGUAUUCGCUAUAAACUUUGAAUAAUGUAGGUGAAAUCCUGUCUAACUCCUGCGGCCGUUUUGAAGGUCCCCGUCGGUUCUGACUUUCGCGUUAUUUUUCUGAUAGAGGAUGCGCACUAGUUGAACCAGGUGUUUUGACGUUCCCAUUUCUUCCAUUAUGGUCUAAAGAUAGCUCCAGUUAACUUUAUCAAACGCUUUUUGAUAAUCAACAAAACAGAAAUACAGUGGAAUAUUAACUUCUCUAGCCUUUUUAAUAAGUUCCCUGAUAUUUAAUAUUUGAUCCCUGGUACAAAACCUACUUGCUUCUCUGAAAGCUGUGGCAAAAGAUUUGGUUUGAGACGGUUAUGGAAGAUAUGCAGGAAGAUCUUACUAGUGAAAUGAGAGAAACCGUUCUGUAGCUGCUGCGCGAACCUUUUUUGAAUAUUGGAAUAAACAGCGACUCUCCCAAAUCUCAGACCACUGUGCUGUUUUCCAUAUAAAGCUACCGGUUUUGGGAAAUAUUUCUAUUCUCUCCUUGCCCAGAGCCUUUAAGACCUCUGCCGUUAUUUGGCAUCAUCCGUACCCGAUGAUUUUUUAUUUCUCAGAAGUUUUAAGGCAUUUUCAACUUCCGAUUUUAGUAUAUCAGACUCUUAACAGUUAUUUCUUCUUGGAGUUGUUCUAAAUUACCCUUGUAAAAUUUUCUAAAAUAUACUUUCCAAACAUCUGUAAUACCAUUGACAUCGUUUAUAAUUUCUCCCUCCUCAUUUUUUUAUUACUUGGGAGCGCAGUUUGAAUUCUUUGGAGAGAUAUCUUACUUUAUUAAACAAUUCUCGAGACACUCAGUACACAAUUAUCAUGAUUUCAUUCGUAUAAAAACUUAUUCAUUGCUCCUUGCAAGAAUGACCAUUUUUAUACAAAUUUAGAACUUAUUUCAUGGUACCAACAGCGAUUGAAAAUAUUUAAAGUUUUUAGAGAAAAUUCAAAAACACAAUACAAGUUUAUAAUAGUUGCAAAAAACAAAUUCGAUGUUCGAGAUUAAAAAUUUUUACCCAUAGAAAUUGAAGCAUUAACUAUUCAAUAAAAUAAUGUUUGUACAAAAUAUGUGUUGACUAUGUGUAUGUAUGGAAAAAACUUACUGAAUUAACUGUGAGAAAAAUAUAUAUUAAGUUCGGUGUAUGACAAAAAAAAUUAUUAAAUCCAUUAGGAAAUUGUAAAAAAAACUAAUAUUAGGCGAGAAACAUAUAGGUAUACGGUCAACAAUGUACAAAUAAUUCUAUAUGCGUUUAUUUUGACUGCAAGUUGUUCUACAAUCAUAACCGCUUCAAAAUGGACAAAGUAUUCAAAAGAAAAACGUUUGGAAACGCCCUGCAAACAAGUUUAAGUAUACGAGGUGUACUUCGUCUGCAUGAACACUUUGCUUAUAAGUUUUUUGAAGUGCGUUUACCUCGAAUAAUCUAUUUGGAUACUUUCCAUUUUUCUUAAAAUAAAAAUUAUGUGAUAUUAUACAUGUAUGGAAUGCACUUUGUUUCAUCAUAUAUGCAAUCUAUACACAUUAUUGCGUUCAAUGCAUUUUAUUGAUAAACAUUAUUAAUUCAAUAUAUCGUAUUUUCUAUUAAUAAUUUCAAAUUAUAUUGUGGUGAAAUUUUUAUUUCCUAUUUCUAAUCUGAAAGUGUAUUUUGGUUUUUCUCGGUGUAUAUUUUUACUUACUAAUUAUUUUUACUCAGAAAUAAGGAGGUAUUUUCAAUUAUUAAAUAAUCUUUCAAACGGAAUUUGACGUAAAAUAAUGAAAGCUCCCUACAAGAUCAAAAAAUUGCUCUAACUAAUCAUUUUCGUUUGGCUGCCAGUCCUGCAGAAUUAAAAGUAAGGUAAAUAAACGCAAGCAAUAAAAAAAUUUUGAAUUAAAAAUAUUUAUUACAUAAUGUGAGAAAGGUUUUACCAAAUUGCUCCAAAAGAUCAGCUGUUCUGGUUUGCUGUUGAACGAUGUAAAUCCCUAUAGAAAAAAGUUUUUGGUGCGAAAUUUGGGUGAAUCAUUUUGAUCAACAUAUAUUUGGUUUUAAUGAUGAAUAUUUGAAAGAACGCCGCAUUAAUUUGAUCUAACAAUUUCUAUGAUGUUUCUCAAUUAUAUACAAAAUUUCAAUUCCAUCGAUGAAAUAACUUUUCAUAUAGUGAAUAUGAAAAAAAAAGGCCUACUGUUAUCUCAAUAUAUUUUGACCAAAUCUUUCGGUGUCAAAAUCUAUAUAACAAAAAAACUACAGAACAUAUGCGGGUUUUAUCUUUUAAAAAUUACAUCGUCCGAAUGUUAAAUGUUACGUCGAACACAUUCUUCGAACCUGGCUUCGGUAUUUCUUGCCACUAGCUGGAGAAGUGCCGUCGAGAUGCCAUUGACUUCGCGAACAAUAUUUUACACUUUACUUUUGAGAUGCACUCACAGAAAAAAGUCCAUGGGGGUUAAAUCGAGGGACUUGGAUGGCCAAGGGAUAUCACAGAAACGGCUUAUCAAUUUGCUAGGGCGUAGGCGUGGCGCCAUCUUGCUGAAACAUGUCUCUGAAGUGAAGGCAGAAUGUUCUCCCAAUGUUGGAAAUAAAUAAUCGUCAAGCAUUUACUUAUAAGCAACACCAUCUACAGAGAUUUCUUGCCCUUGACGAUUUACAAAAAAUUUUUUCCAGUUAUUCCCCUGCUUGACAACGCACAUCAAACCGUCAUUUUGGUACUGUGGAUGUUUUAAGCGGGGGGGGACCAAUAACGACUUAUUCAUACUUCUAUUCAAAUGAAAAUGGGCUUAAUUAUUCCAAAAGAUAGUGUUCACUGUGCGAAAUCGCUCCAACAUUGUCAAGCGUUUGCACAAUUUGAAUUUUACAUGGAUUAAAUUUAAGAUCCUUCUUCAAUAUUUCGUGCACUAUAGUUUUUAGAAGCUUCAAGGUAGCGAACGGACUGACGCGGAUUAUCGCGCAAACUUGCCGAAUGUUUUCAUUCGUUCUCGACGCCUUGCUGGGUUCUGGUCGUGGGUUUGUUUCUACUGAACUUGUUGCUCGGAACCUUCGCACCCAUGGGGCAUCACAUAACCGUCGAAUAUUGUAACGUGGACAAAAUCUUCUGCCCCGUUCCCGUUAAUGUUUACGGAGAAAAUCGAAAAUCAAAUCUUAAUUCUGCCACCGGACAACCCUUAUUUUCAUUAUAUUUUGAAAACACAACAAAAAGCUUCAAAUAAAAAUUGAUAUUUUAUCUCAACCGCAUGAAAUUGAACAAACAAUAUAUAUAGAGUGCCCAAAAACAUAGAUUUUCAAUAGAUUGGAAGAUUGGGUUAUCAUUUCCACAAUAUACCCAACAAACUUAAUUCUUAAUAUUUUAAAUCUUAUAUUUUUGUACUUUUGAGCAUUUACUUAGCCAUUGCAAGCAAGUAACAUUACUCGCAUCCGGUUAAUAAAAGUUAAAGUACAGGGUGGAUCUCAAGGAGACUUGAUGCGUAAGUAAAAAUUGAAUUUGGUCAUUGAAAAUACACAGAGUGAUCAACUUAAAUAAUAAACGUAAUUGGAAAUAUCUUCUUUAAUUUCAAAAUAAAGAAUACUAAAAAUUAUUACUCAUAACAUUUUCAGGUUUGAUUUGAUUAUAUGAUAUAAUGAAUAAUCACGCUGAUUAAAAUAUAGAGUACACUAAAUAGUUUUCCAUACAUUAAAUAUAUUCAAACUUGUUCAAAUAUGCUUUUAAAUAGUAUCUGUACGAUCUAUAGCAAAUAAGCACAUUUUCAUAGAUUUCGAAAUCUAUGCAGGGUAUAAAUGAGUUCAAAACUUGCAGUUUCAAACAAUUUAUUCAAUAAAAAUUCAAUUUACAAAAAUAAGGACACAUCACUAGAAUAAUAAUUGUUUAUUUCGUAAUUUGAAACAACAUGUUAUCAAAAAUAAAAAUAAUAUGGUGAGCAAUAAGUAUACUACUGUACUAUACUUUUCUUCGUACGUUCAAAUUUGGAACAGUCUUUGUAAGUUGAAAUGUUUUUUUCAUAUUUCGUGCUCAUGGUUUAUCUUAGUAAGUGGAAUAAAUUUGAACACAAGGUAUAUUUUCUCAUCUCUUAUUUAUUUAGACUGAACAAUACCUAUUUUAUAUUCAAAUUUCACUAUUCACUACUUUACGUUUACCGCUCGCAAUUCGAUUUGUCGUUCCUAUUUCUACGUCUUAAUCUGUUCCUAUUUGCACAACUUUGAAAUCCUCAGAGAAGAACAGUUCUUGACAAUCUUAUGUCGUUAAUCCAUGUCAUAUUUCUCUGCUUGAUGCCCAUCAUAACAAUGUCCACGAAAUGUUUUUGAUAUUUCUAACAAUUUUCCGAUUUCAGACUACAGGUAAAUUUUCAAAUUCACUUCUGUCUCAAUAUCACCAUAUCCGGAUAGUUCUAUACCCAGAUAUUUGAAUUUCAUAACUUGCUGGAUUAUUUUGUCGUUUACGACCAUCUUGCAUCUCAGAGGUAUUUUUGAUGUUGUUAGGCUUUUUGUUUUGGAGGUAGAAACCAUCAUAUUUAGAGAUGUUGUUGUGCAAUUAAAGCGAUAUAGCAGCCUUCUGGAGGUCGUCUGCAACCAGCACAGCAUCGUCAGCAUAGCACAGGAUUGUAAUAUUGCAGUCACCCAUUUUGUAUCCGUUCAAUCUGCGUACUUACUUUAUUAUUUCAUCCAUAAUUAUAUUGAAAAGGAGUGGACUCAGUGAGUUACCGUGUCGUAUUCCUUUUUCCACAGGGAUUGGUUCGGUGAGCUCUCCGUCGAUCUUGGCCUGGAUUUUGUUCGCGCUGUAUAGAUUCUCUAUGACUUUGAUUAAGGUAAGGGUUACUUCUCUGUCGUAGAGUAAAUGUACAAUAUCCUCUAACUGAACCCGGUCAAAUGCUUUUUGCAGAUCUAUGAAACACAUGUAGGCUGGUUUGUUGUAUUCGAUCGACAUCUCUGCAAUCUGUCUUAUAACAAACACUGCACCAGUGCAUGAUCUUCCCGUUCUAAAUCCUUGUUGUGCAUCCGACAGGAAUAUGAUACUAUUUAUUUUGUUUGUUAUUAUUUUUGUUGUUAGUUUAAAUGUUGUACUCAGUAGGUUUAUGCCUCUGUAAUUCUCUGGCAUUUUUUUGUCUCCCUUUUUAAACAUAAGAGUGGUGGUGCUUGUUCGCCAUUCAUCAGGUAUUCUGUGGUAUAUAAAGAUAUUUCUAAUCAGUUUGGUUAGUUGUUGACCACCGUGCUUAAGCAGUUCAUUGGGAAUUUUGUCGGGUCCAGGGCUUUUUCUGUUUUUUUGUAAUUGUCGGAUCGCCGAUUCUAUGUCUCUGCUCUCUAUUUGUAUAUCCUCAUUUGUGGUUAUAUCUGGAGUCUUGUGUUCGAUAUCAUCUUCCUCUUUACUAUAUAGUUUUGUGAGAUAUUCGACCCAAGUUUCCUUUGUUAUAUGUUUAGGUACAAUUAGUUCGUUGGUUUCUUUUCUCUGAUUUCUGAUAAAUCGCCAGAUUUGCUUUUGGAGGCCAUAGAAGUGGCUCUCAAUUCUUUUUAAGAAAGCUUCCCAGUGAUUCGUUUAGAGGGAAUGUACAUUUUAAAUCUACACCUACCCCUUAAUCCCAUCAACAACUCAUCCACGCAAGAUAUGACAUACUACAAACUAGAAAGCUACUGAGAGCGACAAUUGCCCAAAAAAAAACUGUGGUGGGAUCAGAAUGUCUUAGACAAAGUCAGUCAGACUGUCUGUUAGUAGUUAAUAAUGAAAUAUUACGUUUGAAGUACGAAAUACGGUGAGAAAUGUGCCACAUAAUU
Messenger RNA from Diorhabda carinulata, 20243 nucleotides. Its product is annotated as protein jim lovell-like. Gene Ontology annotation, biological process: regulation of transcription by RNA polymerase II. NCBI's taxonomy places the organism in Eukaryota, Metazoa, Arthropoda, Insecta, Coleoptera, Chrysomelidae. The record is from RefSeq and is a predicted model, not a curated record. The transcript is spliced from 8 exons. Bases 678 to 2477 code for a protein of 599 amino acids. Gene Ontology annotation, molecular function: protein binding; DNA binding. Gene Ontology annotation, cellular component: nucleus.